This is a messenger RNA of Ruditapes philippinarum (Manila clam), 3267 nucleotides long. Its product is annotated as protein toll-like. Gene Ontology annotation, molecular function: protein binding; transmembrane signaling receptor activity. The record is from RefSeq and is a predicted model, not a curated record. Lineage: Eukaryota; Metazoa; Mollusca; Bivalvia; Venerida; Veneridae. Gene Ontology annotation, cellular component: membrane. Gene Ontology annotation, biological process: toll-like receptor signaling pathway; immune response. Bases 286 to 2379 code for a protein of 697 amino acids. The transcript has a single exon.
UUAGGAUUGAAUUUACAUUUCAGUUAAGUGUCUGUCACAGUUCGUAAGUUUAAUUUAUCAAAAUAUUAUAAUUUUACACUAUUAAACAAUAUAACUUUUAAAAAAUGUUUAAGUUGCGUAGUAAAUUUCAAUUCUUAAGUAUCAGUUUAUGAAAAUGACAAUAAUACAUUAACUGUUAGUGUAGGCAUAUAUUUUGCUGUUUAAAGGAAUACCAUCAAUAUGGGAGGGUGAAUAAUCAUUGUGCAAUAUGGACUUUAAUUAAACUGGUACAAGCUGUAACUGAAAAUGGCUGAAACUUAUUUGAAAAUAUUGCUAAGUCUAGCAUUUAUAUAUAAUGUGGAUACCGAGACUUGGAAUGUUAAUUCACUUAAGAACGCAAAGCUCGUAUGUGAUUAUGACAAAGACAUGCUGAGGUUAGACAUACGUGAGGGAUUUGUAGAGUCAGAAGUAAUACAUUGCCUCGAGACAUACCCAGAGACAGAAACACUCGUAUUUACAAACAGUCGAUUAAAAACAAUUCCCGGGUAUUUGAGCAGUCUGAAAAAUCUUGAUACUUUGGAUUUAUCUUUUAAUGAACUAGUAUCUGUAUCAUUUAUUGGACUUGAAAGGACCUGUGUAAGGCUAAAACGGCUCGUUCUUGAUAGUAAUGCAAUUCGUGUCUUACGAAAAGGAAGUCUGGACUGUUUAGAAUCUCUGCAAAAAUUUUCUAUCGCAAACAACAGUCUAGAACGAAUUGAAAAUGGAACGUUCAAUACCAAGUUAAAGUCAAUAGAUUACAUCCAUUUAGUGAAUAACAGUUUAACACAACUUGAUAGUAGUUUAUACAGCAAACUUUUACUGUAUUCAAAUAUUCGUCUGAUGGUAAAUGCGUCUUUUAACAGAAUAACGGGAGUCACAAAUUCAUUAAAUGUUUCUAUAAAUGACAUUUCUAGUUCAUCCAGUAUAUUAGCUAUCCUUCUCCAUAAUAAUAUCACAAGAUUGAAUACAGAAUAUUAUUUCAAAAAAUUUAACGUCACACAUCCUUUUCCACAAUUGUUAAGAUUAUGGAAUAGUGGUUUUGAUGCAAGGUUCAAUCCAUUCAUUUGUGACUGCUCGCUUUAUCCCUUGUCGGAAGCGCUAAGGAACUUUUACAAAAUGGAUCCGGACAAUCCAGUGUUUUCAAUCACUUGUGGAUCACCUCGUGCCUUAGACGGAAUGAUGGUGAGAAAAGUUAAUGAAGACCAAUUUAACUGCUCAGUAACUCAGAAUUGUCCUGAAUCCUGCACGUGUACAGAAACUAUAGCACUUGAUCUCGUCACAAUUCGUUGCAAUGAUGAUUACCUUGGCAGUGAUUUACCUACAUCAUUUCCAGCAGCAGGAAAGCUGCAUAUAGAUAUGAAGUCUACACAAAUGACCAAACUUUCUUCUAGGACAUAUCUUCAAAAUGUAACAGUUCUUGACGUAUCGGGAUGCUCAAUCACCGACAUUGAUCCGUCCAUUGUAAACACACUUGAUGGAGGUAUAAUUAAGACAAUUUUCCUUCAUGACAAUAACUUAAAAUAUAUACCCAGGACAUUUCAAAGUCUCAAUUUCACGGAAGGAGAAAUCUUGACAAUUGAUGGGAACCCAUUCAUAUGCGACUGCCAUUCACUAUGGAUGAAAAAAUGGCUUCUGUCCAAUAAGAAUCAUGUCGUUUAUCAAGACAAAAUUAAAUGCACAGCUGGAUCUGAUGCCGAUAGACCAGUUAUUACAAUACCAGACAAUCAAUUUACAUGCGGAACCGGACUUUCUUUAAAAGACGUUUUCAUAAUUACAUUAGGCUCAUUGGCUGGCUCUGUGUUACUUGCUACUCUCAUCGUUUGUAAAAUCAAUAGCAUUCAAGUUGUUCUGAUAUCAAAUUUUGGGAUAUGUAAAUAUUGUUUAAGGAGAAGGAAACAGCGACGUUUGCAAUACGAUAUAUUCAUUGCACAUUCUUGUGAUGACGACGUAACCAUUACUAAAAUCGUUGAUUUCUUGGAAAACCAGACACCGCCAUAUAAAGUUUGCAUAGCGGAGAGAAAUUUUCGCAUCGCUAGGCCAAUUCCCGAGAAUAUUCUAAGUGCGAUUGAAUCCAGUCAUACAACUUUACUGGUUAUUUCCAAUAGCUUCCUUCGAAGCGCCUGGUGUAAUAUGGAAUUCCGUGAGGCUCACAUGAGGUUUCUGAAAGACAGGAAUGUAAAUAUGGUGCUUAUUGUGUUAGAAGAACUUGAUAAAGAACUUAUUUACGAAGAAUUACGUCUAUACUUACAGACACACGUUUAUCUUAAAUUUACAGACAAAUAUUUUUGUGCCAAACUCUUACAAAACAUUCCUAUCAUGAUACAAAGUGACAAAGAAACAGACCCAUUACUUCCGAAGUAGUUUAGAAAAAAAGUUUAUCAAAAGAACAAAGUAGUAUAUAAUAGGGAUUAGUUAUCGUCUGUAAAGGGGGCGCACUAUACGUUAGAACAAAAUUGUUAUAGGUUUGUUGCGUUCAUUGAACGCCGCCUUUCCUUGUUGAUCUUGUUUAUCAUAUUUUAGUAGCAAUCGCAUGGGAAACAAAACAGUAAGUUAGUGCCAAACUUUUAUAAAUGAAGGGCUAAUAAAAAACAAAACGCUGUUGGAUAUAAAAAUGCAUUAGUGACAAUUCCUUUCAAAUCUGUAACAAAGUUAUUCCCCGGAACAAAUAAUCACAACAAAAUUUCAUAUCGCUCAUGCCCCCCACUACCGGCUUGAGAGUGCUGGCAUCAUUGAUCUCGAAGGACCAGAAAAAUAUAACAACACUGAAGCCUUGUAAACGUUAGGGAAUUCGACUUUCGUAAUUAGCACUCAUUGUUUGCAACAUCCUAUGACUUACAAAUGUAUCCAAAAAAUGGCAAAUGUUCCCAGCAAGAAUUCAAGUUCGAUUUAUAGAGAUGCUUCAAACCCAAAGGUUAAAACAAGUCUCAGUGACUGAAAAUGAGUUCUGGUCGCAUAAAUAAUUCCGCCAGGAAGAGACAGCAUAUGCAUAAUGCAUUACUGAAUGCUUGUUAAUCACUUGUUCAAUUUACUGUUUAGUUCAGGAUAAUCGAAUAAAUGUCUCGACUACUGAAUUGUUUCGAAUUCAUUAUUAUAUAGGCUCUCUACAGCUGACAUCUGUAAAAUAAAUGUAUUACACAUGCCCCGCUGUAAAUAAGACAUACAAAAAUAUGUGUCUUUAAGUCAAAUCUACUAUGAAAAAGAAACAUUAUCCAAAUUACAAUACUGUAAGAAAAUAAAUAAAUCAAAGUC